AUGGAGAAAGAGAUGAGAGGGAUUCAGUUACAUUUGAGUCAAACUCACAAACUCCGUCUACAAAAAGCCAUGGAAUCUUUAUCAUCUAAGGUGAAUUUCGAUGACACUGUCACCAUAGCCGAUUCCAUACCUGUCAACUUUGAAGAAGGGGUUCUCAAAGGUCACGGAACUGCUGACCUAGAUGGUGAAGUCGUUUCGACUCUCUGUGGCACUGUGGAGCGUGUUAACAAACUCGUUUAUGUGCGCUCUUUGAGCUCAAGGUACAAACCUGAGGUUGGUGACAUUGUUAUAGGGCGAGUUGUUGAGGUUGCUCAAAAGCAUUGGAAAUUGGAUAUUAAUUGCAGUCAAAAUGCUUAUUUGAUGAUUUCUGCUAUGAAUGUGCUUGAUGGUGUACAGAGGCGAAGGACAUCAAGAGAUGAGUUGAAUAUGAGAUGUAUUUUUGCAGAGGAUGAUUACAUUUGUGCUGAAGUUCGUGAUUUUACGCAUGGUGACAUACACCUUCAAACAAGAAGUCAAAAAUAUGGAAAGCUUCGAAGUGGUCAGUUGCUUACAGUCACACCGUAUUUAGUGAAGAGACAAAAACAACAUUUUCAUCAUCUCGAGCAAUAUGGUAUUGACUUAAUAAUCGGCCAUAAUGGUUUCAUAUGGGUUGGGGUUGGGGAACAUGUUGAAAUCAGAGAUGACAUGGUUGAAGACCAAGUUAAUCAAUCUGAUGCACACGUUUUAGUUCCGAAUAAAAAUUCAGCAAGUCUUGAAGAACAAGAGAAAAACUAUACGCCACUGGAGACUAGAAAAUACAUAUGCCGGGCUGCAAAUGCUGUAAGAGUAUUGUCCACCCUAGGGUUCAUCAUAGCGUUGGAAAAUAUCAAGGGAGUAAUUGAUCUAAGUGUUUCGUCUAAUCUUGAUAUAAUCGACAUGCUUGGUUCUGAGUUCUGUGUCAUGGUUGCUGAAAAAGAGGCCGAGAGAAGAAACUCAGAUAAAGGGAAGCUUUAG
Lathyrus sativus (Indian pea) is the source of this 993-nucleotide messenger RNA. Lineage: Eukaryota; Viridiplantae; Streptophyta; Magnoliopsida; Fabales; Fabaceae. The record is from the annotation of a GenBank genome assembly.